CCGGAGAGCAGGGGCAGCUCCAAGUGCAACUCACAACUUGCUGCCCUCGCCCUGCUGCAGCUCGGGAUUAUCUGUGUAUUGGUCUAUUAGAGAGCCUGUUGUCUUCCUGCUCCCCCUAUAUCCUCUGCCACCCUGGGCGGCUAUACAAUCCUCAGCAGUGAUCUGAGACUGUAUAGCCAGCUCUACUGGACGGUUGCUCAUAGAGGACUUGAUUAAUUAUUUUAGGAACUUUUUGGACUUUGCAUUAUUAUUAUUUUUUUUACAUUUCUUAUAUUUUUUAUUGCACUCUUUCUCAUUUCCCUUCUGUAAAUCAGAGGGCUACACUUUAACUAUUGCACUUUUUGGAUGAAGAUUACUUUUUUUCUUGUGUUUUCAUUUUAUGCCAUAUCUGUACCGUGACAUUAUCGAUCUGAUUCUGAUUCUCCGACACUCAUCAUGACAGCUGAAAAAGAAAAGAAAAGAUGUAGCUCAGAAAGAAGAAAAGAAAAGUCCCGAGAUGCCGCAAGGUGCAGAAGGAGCAAGGAGACGGAGGUUUUCUAUGAGUUGGCACAUCAGCUUCCCCUUGCUCAGAACAUCAGCUCGCAUUUGGACAAAGCCUCUAUCAUGCGCCUGACAAUCAGCUUUUUACGCACUCACAAAGUUUUGUCAUCCGUAUGUGCAGACAACGAUAUCGACACAGAUUCUGAGAAGCAGAUGGACAGCUUGUACCUGAAGGCUCUGGAGGGUUUUGUUGCUGUAGUUACACAAGAUGGAGACAUGAUCUUUCUGUCUGAAAAUAUCAGCAAGUACAUGGGUCUAACUCAGGUUGAAUUAACUGGACACAGCAUCUUUGAUUUCACCCACCCAUGUGAUCAUGAUGAAAUUCGUGAAAAUCUAAGUUUAAAACCCGCAGCCGGACCUGGAAAGAAAAACAAGGAUACGAAUACAGAACGGGAUUUCUUCAUGAGGAUGAAAUGUACUGUUACCAACAGAGGCAGGACUGUAAACCUGAAAUCUGCCACAUGGAAGGUGCUACAUUGUACCGGGCAUGUUAAAGUGUACAACUCAUAUCAGUCACACACACUUUGUGGAUUUAAGGAACCGUUGCUGAACUGCCUAGUCAUGAUGUGUCAGCCUAUUCAACAUCCUUCUAACAUCGACAUCCCAUUGGACAGUAAGACAUUCCUCAGCCGCCACAGCAUGGACAUGAAAUUCACAUAUUGUGAUGACAGGAUUACUGAAUUGGUUGGCUAUCAUCCAGAAGAGUUGCUUGGUCGUUCUGCCUACGAGUUUUAUCAUGCAUUGGAUUCCGAGAGUAUGACGAAAUCACAUCAGAACUUGUGCACAAAAGGUCAAGUGGUCAGUGGUCAAUAUCGAAUGCUUGCAAAGCAUGGUGGAUAUGUAUGGGUGGAAACACAAGGGACUGUUAUAUACAACACACGCAACUCUCAACCACAGUGCAUUGUCUGUGUGAACUACGUCCUGAGUGAAAUUGAAAAUAAUGACGUUGUGUUCUCAAUGGAUCAAACGGAGUCACUGUUCAAGCCACAUCACAUGACCAUGAGCUCCAUCUUUCACAGCGAUGUUACAGAUAAGAGCAACUUCUUGUUCACAAAGCUUAAGGAAGAACCAGAAGAGCUGGCACAGCUGGCGCCAACACCAGGAGAUGAAAUUAUAUCUCUGGAUUUUGGUGCACAGUCAUUUGAGGAAUCGACUCCUUUCAAUAAUAGUGUCCAGACAAGUCCUAGCAAGCAGUGGCCUUUGGAAGUUAAAAGCCACAAUUCUCAGGAUGAGAUAAUAAAUCUUCCGUCCUUCACCGCUCCUCAGGUUGUACCAGGCAGCAGCACUCCCAGUGCUAGCAGCAACAGCAGCUGCUCUACACCUAACAGUCCAGGAGAAUAUUAUACUUCUUUGGAUGAAGAUCUCAAGAUUGAGUUGAUUGAAAAGCUUUUUGCUAUGGAUACAGAAGCAAAAAAUAAAUGUAAUACUUCUCAGAAUGACUUUAAUGAGCUGGAUUUGGAAACCCUGGCUCCAUACAUUCCUAUGGAUGGUGAAGACUUCCAGUUAAACCCAAUAUGCCCAGAUGAAUGUACCCUGAGUGACAGCACACAAAAAACCCAGCAGAAUUUGAACAGCAUCAAUGCACUUUUUCAACCUACUGCGCCCCCUCUACAGAAUCAGUUCCUCCCCCAGAAUUUUUGUCCACCGAUGGCAGCUAAAAGCAGCAGUCACAAUCAGGAUCCUCUUCCUCCAGUGAUUUUUAACGGUGAAAAGAAGCUAUCAUCAUUAACACCAUAUCAUACUGGUGCUAAUACACCAUUGUCUUCAAUGGGAGGGAGGUCAAGUGUCCAGUGGCCUCCAGAUCCUCCAGUCAAUUAUACCCCAUCAAAAUGGAGGUUGCCAGAUCAAUAUAACGAGUCUCUGACCAGCUCAACUUCUGGACCACCAAUGCCCCUGCAUGCAAUGUCAUUGUAUAAACAAAGGUCGUUGGAGAGUUUUGGACAGCGUGGCAAAGACGUAAACCCUUCCCUUAUCCCCUUCUGUAACAAUAUGAAACGGAAGCAGCAAUUUGACUAUGGGGAGCAACAAUUUGCACAGCUCAAUGUGGGGGAUUUGCCUGAAAGUGCCAUACAAUCUUUAAUGUGGAAAAGAAUGAAACCCUUCAAGCCCGAAAUCUGUUCACUGAUUCCAGAAAAGAAAUCGCUCAGUACUAGUGUCCUAAAUGAUGAAUUUAUUUGUAACCGACAAAGAGGAGUGAACCAGAAUGUUACACAGCAGCCCCUGCAUUGCGUAGGUCGGGCUAGCCCAAGGGAUGGACGGAAAACACCAUAUCCUAUGCUCUUUAGCUGUAGCUAUCAGGACUGUAAUAUCCCACCAACACAGAAAAUGAAAGGCCUGACCAACCGUCUCAUCGGCCCGUCUUAUGAACCUUACCUGUUGCCUGAAUUGACAAGAUAUGACUGUGAGGUUAACGUCCCAGUUGUGGGGAACUCACAUCUGCUUCAAGGAUGUGAUCUGCUCAGAGCUCUUGAUCAGACAACCUGAAGAGAUACACAGUUUUUUUGUUGUUUUUUUUUGGCUUAUUACUGUUCAAAUGGCUUCAGUUUCUCAAUAUAUUUUUUCAAGUAGACAAUUUCUAUCACUGAUAACACUUUUUACAAGAUUUACCUUCUUAUUGAACUUGUUCACAGUACCAAAUAGUGGCCUUCUUGAAUCGACAUGGUUUCAAAGAGAAAUGCAUAUAUGUUUUACCUGCUGUAUUUUUUCUUCUUUAUUUUAAUAAAAAAAAUAUAUUGUUUAGAAAAUAUUUUAUGCACCCUUGUACCCAUGUAAAAGUAAUUUAUAUUUUUUUAAAUGGCCACAAUUUAUAGUGCACAUAUCUCUGUAUAUUAUGCAGGGUUCGGAACUGAAAUGGAAAAUGUUAUUGUCAAGAAAGAGCAAAAUUAUUAUUGUACAUUAAACAUACAAUGACACUUAUUUGUUGUCUUUGAGUUGAGCUGGAACUGCCUUAGCAAGUGUCAAUAGCCAUAAUGCUGAUAUUAGUAAUAUCUAAUAAAGGGGCCAAGAAUUUUUACACCCGAGGCAAGUUCUCUUACUCCCAGCCAAGUGUCCAAGAAGAGAUCAGUGUAAACAUGUAAAUCAACAUCAUUCUUGGUCCACAACUCAGGUUUUCAGUUCAUUGGGUUUGGUUCUGCACAGAUCUGGUCGAUCCUUCUGGGACUGUUUCAACUGCUCCCAUCAACUAUAAUUUGGGCUGUACCAGGAAAAGACCAUAUACAUUUUUUUUUUUUAAUCAUUGUGAAUCAUUUUUGUUUUCAUAUAAGAUAAUGUCACUCAUCUGUAUAGUUUGUACUUAAAAUAUAGCAGAAUUCAUGUCCUUAUUGAGCAUUGGUAUUCAUGGUUUUAUAUUUGUAGCCAUUUUAUGAAAUGCUAUGACCCUGCAAUCAUAUCUUUGCUAAGCUUGGCAGUCUCCUUACCUAAGGUUUUGUGUUUAAGAUACAUUUAUUUAAGGUGCUUAAAAGGACACUGAAGCCAAUUUUUUUCUUUCCUGAUUCAGAUAGAGCAUGCAAUUUUAAGCAAACUUUCUAAUUUACUCCUAUUAUCAAUUUUACUUUGUUCUCUUGUUAUCUUUAUUUGAAAAAGAAGGCAUCUAAGCUUUUUUGUUUGGUUCAGACUCUGGACAGCACUUUUUAUUGGUGGAUGAAUUUAUCCACCAAUCAGCAAGAACAACCCAGGUUGUUCACCAAAAUUAGACCAGCAUCUAAACUUACAUUCUUGCAUUUCAAAUAAAGAUACCAAGAGAAUGAAUAAAAUUUGAUAAUAGGAGUAAAUUAGAAAGUUGCCUAAAAUGUGAUGCUCUAUCUGAAUCAUGAAAUAAACAAUUUGGGUUCAUUGUCCCCUUUAAGAGAUCUGUUUAUACUUUAAACUAUAAUUCAAACUUAGAAGUGAUAUAUCCCAAACAUUUGGCUGACUGAUGUGUUUUUCAUCUAAAACAGAAUUUAUAUGUAUUAUUGUUGUUAUCAUCCACUUUAUAGAAACAAGCAACCAAUUGAAAGGAUUACUACAGGCUGAUCAGUAAAUUAGCUUACUAUAGGCUGAUUCAUAAAACAAAUCUAAUUGUCCACGCUCCCUAUUUAAAGACAGGGCAAAAACAAAUCAUAGUCAAGAUUUUAAGAGCUGAGUAAAAUAUUAUUUGCUACUUAGAUGCUCUUUGUGCAGGUUUUCACUAAUCUCAAAGAGCAAUAAUUAAACACAAUGAUGUCUUUAGGACAGGAGCACAGACAUUAUUUUCUGGCUAAAUAAACAUGUAACACUUUAUAAGCUUUUCACCAUAUAUGCCUUUGGAUUUGUGUUUCGUUUAUUGGUACUUAUUUUUCUAAGUCAAAGAAACAUAACUCUUGUUCAAAUAAUCCUUUUCUUUCUAGUAGAGCUGGCAAUAUUAGUUUUGUGUUAUAUUUUGUUAUGGGCAUUUAAUGGUCUUUCCAAAGAACAUCAUUAACAUUGCUAAUUGCCAAUAUUAAGGCAAUGGUGCAUUUCAAUAAAUAUCUAGAUAUCAAGUCCAAUGUCAGAAUGUCAUUUUACACCAGUUUAGUUACAUGAUAUUAUAUAGAUUUGCUUUUUUAUACAUAUAAUUGACGGUCAUUUAACUAUUUUUAUAGCUUACUUUUUACCUGUUGAUAACUCUUCAAGUGCAAACUGCUUGUAAUUCCUACUGUGAUAAUUUGUAAGGGCAUUGUAAUUGCAUUUAUUGGGAGUUUGGUGGGUUUUGCCCCAGGGCAUUUUAAGCAGCUGUUUUGAUGAACCAAAUAUGGCUGGUAUGUCCAUAUCAGCUGCAUAAUCAAUCAAUCAAUCAAUCAAUCAAUCAUCCAAUCAAUCAAUCAAUCAAUCAAUCAAUCAAUCAAUCAAUCAUCCAAUGUUAAGCAUGAUGACCAGUUUAUAACUGUCUGUUGCAAGAUGGCCUCAAUUUAACAUUAAGUACCACUAGUGCUAAUCAUAACUUUUAUGAUUUAUUUCUUAAAUGCUGGUGCCAAAACAGCACUGAUCAUAAUGUGGCAAUUGAUAAAGACACAUAAAACACAUAACAUUGCAAUCCUCUCUAGUAUACAAGUGGUUAAUCCUCACCUUAUAUCUGGUCCAAAGCACAAUUAGGGUUUUACCACAAUUUGCCUUUGCACAAAAUAGAACAUAUUGGUACCAAAGGAUUUUUGUUUUCCUUAAUGUGCCAGCACCGUAUGGUUAACUUUUUCUUAUUGAGAUGGUAAAGUCAAAAUUAAACGUAAAUGUUUCAGAUAGAGCAUGUGAUUUCAAGCAACAUUCUGGUUUAUUGAAUUUGCUUUAUUCUCCUGAUAUCUUUGUUUGAAAAGCAUACCUACAUAGACUCAGGAGCAGCAAUGCACUACUGGAAGCUAGCUGCUGGUUGGUAACUGCAGAUAUAUGCUUAUUUUCAUUGGCUCAUCCAAUCUGUUCAGCUAGCUCCCAGUAGUGCAUUGCUGCUCUUUCAGCAAAGAAGAGAAUUAAACAAAUUUGAUUAUAGAAGUAAAUUUGAAAGUUGUUAAAAAAUUGUAUGGUCUAUAUCAAGGAUAGAGAGCCUUGGCCCUCCUGAUGUUUCAGAACUACAUUACCCAUGAUGCUUAGGCACUUUGAAGUCCAGUUGAGCAUCAUGGGAAAUGUAGUUCUGAAACAUCUGGAGGGCCAAGGUUCCCCAUCCCUGGUCUAUAUGAAUCAUGAAAGAAAAAUGUCUUUUAUGCCUAUUCAAGGCGUCCAUAACUGAUAUUGUUAUUUUUCAGUACAGUUUACAAAGCUUUAUAAAUCAAGAGCCAUUGUGGGAUUCACCCUUUAAAAAGCCCAGUAAAGUCCAUAUUCCUGGUCUCCUUUGCUGUGGCCCAUUAGGGACAGAUGUAGAUGAGCAUGUGAUUUAAUCUUAUCAGUCACUUCAAAAUGUCGCAGGCUCACAUAAAUUUCACCAUACUUAAAGGGUUUUUCUAUAGAAAAAUAUCAAUGCACUAAUUUAUCGUAUGUAGCUUUAUCACUAGUGAGGUCCCAACUGGGUAACUAAAUCCUCUGAUUAGCUCACCUGAAGUUUCCGCUUGAGGCCAGCAGUUCUUUGUGGCUCUUGAGUAGUACUUCAACUAUGAGUUUUAUGUGUUUGUGGGGGUUAAUGAAAAAUUACAUACACAUUUAGAGCAUGUUAUUUUUUCACUAAAAUGGGCCCUAUAAGAGGAACUCCAGCCUCUCUGAAAGGAUUCUAUUUAUUUUAUGGCAAAAGCAGGCAAAAUAAAUAAUGAAUGUAUAUUGCAAAUUUUUUUAAAGGGACACUGAACCCAAAUUUUUUCUUUCGUGAUUCAGAUAGAGCAUACAAUUUUAAAGUACUUUCUAAUUUACUCCUAUUAAAUGUUCUUCAUUCUCUUGGUAUCUUUAUUUGAAAAGCAAGAAUGUAAGUUUAGAUGCCGGCCCAUUUGGUGAACAACCUGGUUGUUCUUGCUGAUUGGUGGAUAAAUUCACCCACCAAUAAACAAGUGCUGUCCAAGGUCCUAAACCAAAAAUGUGUUGGCUCCUUAGCUUAGAUGCCUUCUUUUUCAAAUAAAGAUAGCAAGAGAACGAAGAAAAUUUGAUAAUAGGAGUAAAUUAGAAGUUGCUUAAAAUUGCAUCUGAAUCACAAAAGAAAAAAAAAAUGGGUUCGGUGUCACUUUAAGUAAACAUUUUCAUGUUGAGUGUAAGGUCCCAUUAAUAUCAAAUCAGAUGUAGCUUAAUUUGUAUUGUUUGAUAUAUAUAAUAUAUAUAUAUAUAUAUAUAUAUAUAUAUAUAUAUAUAUAUAUAUAUAUAUAUAUAUACAUACACAUAUAUUGUAUAUAUUUGUAUUAACAGUUUGUAUUAUUAGUUAAUCUACUGCAUCCAUUUAGAAGAUUUAAUUAAUCUUGUUUAUCUUGCACCAAAACUGUUUCUAGAGCUCCUUCAUUUAAUGGAGCUAUUUUGUGCUAUGUCUGUUUUUAUCAUUCAGGUAACAAUCUUUCCCUUAAAAUUCAAUCCACCAUUUAAAUUAUUCUAUACAAUGGAUGUUAACAGUUGAAUACUUGAAUGUAACAUGGAUUAUUUAUUUUGAAUGUUGUUUCAUAAAGAGAUACCCUAAAGUCUAUAACAUCAGCAUUUGAAUGUUGCAUUCAGUAUUAAAAUGUUACAUUUUGUAUCUGAACCUUUUAGAUUGUAAAAAUGUUGAAUGUUCAGCAACUGUUCAAAAUUAAUAUCAAAUUAAAAUGGCCAUCAUUUGUUAUUUUUAAGGAAUAAAUCAAAAUAAAGGGACAUUGCAAUAAACAUUUUAAAUAAAAAAAACAGAGCAUUUCAAAAUGUAUAUCAGAUUUCUGAAAUUAAAAAAUAAUCACCCUGUCCUGAAUAAAUCCGUUUUCUUUGUCAUACUUGUAGAGGUGUAUCCCUCUCCACUGCCUCACCAGCCUUUGAUGUCACUGCACGUCACUGGUAGAGGUGUAUCCCUCUCCACUGCCUCACCAGCCUCUGAUGUCACUGCACGUCACUGGUAGAGGUGUAUCCCUCUCCACUGCCUCACCAGCCUCUGAUGUCACUGCACGUCACUGGUAGAGGUGUAUCCCUCUCCACUGCCUCACCAGCCUCUGAUGUCACUGCACGUCACUGGUAGAGGUGUAUCCCUCUCCACUGCCUCACCAGCCUCUGAUGUCACUGCACGUCACUUGUAGAGGUGUAUCCCUCUCCACUGCCUCACCAGCCUCUGAUGUCACUGCACGUCACUCGGGUGUAUCCCUCUCCACCAGUAAAGGAGAAGGAGAGGCAGUUGCCCUUAUCAACCAAGUUCAUAACCAAUACUAUAUUAUUAGUUCUCUUGGUAUCUUUUUUGAAAAGCAGGGAUGUAAUCCUAGGAAACAUGCAUGUGUCUAGAGCACUUUAUGGCAGCAGUUAUGUUAUUCAUAUGCAGGACCACUAGAUGCAGCACUCUUUCCUGCUAUGUAGUGCUCCAGAUACUUACCUAGGUAAGUGUCUACAGCACUACAUGGCAGCAGUCGCUACAAUGUUAUCCAUAUGCAAGAGCACUAGAUGGCAGCACUAUUUCCUGCCAUGAAGGACUCCAGACACCUACUCUCUUCAACAAAAAAUACCAUGAGAAUGAAGCAAAUUUGAUAAUACAAGUAAAUUGGAAACUUUUUAAAAAAUUUAUGCUCUGAAUCACAAAAUAAAAAAAUUUGGGCUUCAUAUCUAGGCUGCUCUUUCAUAUGCAUGAUAGAACAACUUUGAGUACAAUGUACUUUUAUAGCUUUGAAUUCUAAUCAUUUUUGCUAACAUAAGAAAAGGAAUAAAAAUGAAAUACCUAAAAGCAGUCAGCCCUAAGAUGCAAAUUUCAUGCAGCAACAAGAAUAGUAAUCAUUUUAAAAAGCAUGGGAUUUAGAUGGUCAAACCUCUUGUUAUUAAUAUUCCAUUAUUAUAUACAAGUUCUAUUUUAUAUCACUCAAAAGGGACAUUGGACUGUUAGAUUCCAUGUAAAUGCAUUUCAACUUAUUUGAUUUUAGUACCUCUAAAAAAAAAUCUGCAGUAAAAGCUGUAUGCAUUUCAGUUUCAGUAGUAUCAGUUAUAUCCUUCCCACUAAUCAUUAUUAUUAUUGAUUUGUAGAGUGGCAGCAGAUUCCGUGGCAUCAAUGCUCAUUGGCUGAUACUUUCACAGCUAAUCAUUGGCUGAUAGGUAAAAAGAGCAUUAAUACUUUUCAGCCAAUUAGAAUUAGUAAGUACUUUGUUAGUCAAUAAGUAUUAGUAAAAAGUACCAGCCAAUAACCAUUAUUAAGGAUGAUGCUGCUAUAUCAGUUUCAAUUUAUAGGGACAUUAAACUCAAAAUGUAAUUUUCCAUAAAAUGUUAAUUAUGCAUCAUUUAAAACUUUUCACUGCACUUGCAUUAUUUAUUUAGUCUGUUUCCCCUGUGAUUUGACUCUGAAUAUUGUAGUAUUGCUACUCUCUUCAGAGAGGGUGUAAUGCAGAAUCCUGGCUCUCCUACAUACUGCACAGUAAUUAGCCAAUGUCUGCAAGAGCUUGAUUAUACCUGUCCCUAAUUGGCCAUAGCAAAGGAAGUAACAUACACAGCAUUCAAGAGACUACUUGAGGGUGUGUGUCCCUGGACUGCAAAAUAAUGUGGAUUUUCCCAACAAAAUGACAGGUUAAAUGCUUUUUAAACAUUUAGAUCUAUUGCAGUGCAUUAAAGUUAUUAUAUUUUUAUGUUACAGUUUCUUCAGACAAAAAAGCAAAAACAACAUACUUAAAUGUUACUUUUUCAUAUGGAUAAAAUGUUUUCAAAGAUUUUACCUACUGUAGUAAACACAUUUUAUAAAACGAAGAUGAUUUUCUCAUCAAAGAGACUGUUGACACAUUUUAUAAACUACUACUAAACAUUUGGUAAUAUAUUUUCAUGCCUAUUUCCAAAAAACAAAAUAACUAUUUUUUAAUCUGAUAGAUUUGUUUCUUCUAGGUUUUAUUCCAUGCAAAGAAGAGGUCAUUUAUUUUUCAAUGCAAUUAAAGGGACAUGAAACCCAAACAUUUUCUUUCAUGAUUCCGAUAGAACAUGUAAUUUUAAACAAUUUUCUACUUUACUUUUAUUAUCAAUUAUCCUUUGUUCUCUUGGUAUCUUUUGUUGAAAAGCAGGGAUGUAAAUUUAGGAGCAAGCACGUGUCUAGAGCGCUAUAUGGCAGCAGUUAUGCAAGACCCCUAGAUGGCAGCUCUAUUUCCUGCUAUGUAGUGCUGCAGAUACUUACCUAGGUAAGUGUCUAGAGCACUAUAUGGCAGCAGUUUUGUUACAAUGUUAUUCAUAUGCAAGACCACUAUAUGGCAGCACUGUUUUCUGCUAUGUGCUCCUGACAACCUACCCAGGUAUCUCUUCAACAAAGAAUACCAUGGAAGCAAAAGCAAAUAUGAUAAUUGUAAUAAUAAGGAAAUUGAAAACUUUUUUAAAUUGUAUGCUCUUUCUGAAUCACAAAAGAAAAUCAUUUUAAGCAGACUAUUUACUGUAUAAAUCUCACGCCAAUUACAACAUUAAAAUUUCCCUUUAAAUUAAGCCACUGAAGGGCUUUAACAUGACACUGGGCUAUACAUUACAGUACUCUCUGGUUGCAUAGUAUUUUUUUUUAUAACAAAAAAGGGUUCUGUAGAUUUUAAACCAAAUAAGUAAUUCAUUUACUCAUGUACUGAACUAAACCAUCUUGUUGGUGCACGCUGAGUGCUUAGUUGGUUUGUGUGGCUUAUGUAUAAAGCACUUGAAGGGUUAAUCACACUUGAAUUCUGUUUUGUUGUCUGUGUAGUGUCAGCAUUAAGAACAGCAUAUUGUAGUCAUUUCUAAGCUACUUAAUAUCCCAGGAUUGAUAUUAACCAAGGCUAUCAGCAUUUUAAAUGAUUUCAUAAGCAACACUAUAUGACUGAAUGUUUUUUUUUUUUUUUUAUGAUAUUAUUACUGUAUGGAAACUGACUGAUAAGGAAAUGUAUUUUGACACUGAUUCAUCAUUAAAGUAUACUGAUCUUUCA
Molecule: messenger RNA, 11000 nt
Organism: Bombina bombina (fire-bellied toad)
Lineage: Eukaryota; Metazoa; Chordata; Amphibia; Anura; Bombinatoridae
Gene: EPAS1
Product: endothelial PAS domain protein 1
Exons: 16
Coding region: 436-3024 (862 amino acids)
Biological process (GO): cellular response to hypoxia; regulation of transcription by RNA polymerase II
Cellular component (GO): cytoplasm; transcription regulator complex; nucleus
Molecular function (GO): DNA-binding transcription factor activity, RNA polymerase II-specific; RNA polymerase II transcription regulatory region sequence-specific DNA binding; protein dimerization activity
Source: RefSeq, a predicted model, not a curated record